AGUGAAUUAGGUUCGAGACAGAGAGGGGUCGUGAAUGAAACGAAACUAAUUACCACUUUUUUCCAUUCCCGCGGGCUGAAGCUGAAAGUUGUUUUCCCAAAAGCCGCUGGUUCCACCUCCGCCAUGGCCCCGCCGCCCGUCGAUCCCAGUUCUCGGGAGGCUUUUCCGAGGAAGCAAUCGGCCCCAUACAAGUUCUUGGUUCCUCUCGUUUACGCCCCUGUUCUUCCUCUCAUUAGAAUUGCGCUGCGGAAAAACCCUGUUGUGAGGGAUCGGCUGUUCACGGCGGUUUUGGCUGGUGCUUUUGCCCAUGGCUUUUACUUGGUAACUGAUAUCUACGAUGCUGAGAGCAAGUAAGCUCAUUUUUCCCACCAUCACCUGAUGUUUGCUGAGAGAUCAUUAUUUACUCCUUUUUCUUUUUCUUUUACUCAAUAAUUCAUCCUAUCAUUUUUCUUCACUUGUUAUUAUCACUGGAACAAUGGAUUAAACUUUACCUGAGGAUUUCUGACGGCUAGUUAAGACUUUAGAGUUGUGUUGGAAAUAAUUACUCAAACCACACAUCAAGUUUUGGGGUCCCAUUACAAGUUGUUAGUUUGACUACAUUUUCUUUCUUAUUAUUUUCGGAAUUUAUAGUA
This is a messenger RNA of Cucumis sativus (cucumber), 632 nucleotides long. RefSeq lists its product as uncharacterized. Gene Ontology annotation, cellular component: chloroplast. The record is from RefSeq and is a predicted model, not a curated record. The transcript is spliced from 4 exons. The coding region runs from base 124 to 354 and encodes 76 amino acids. NCBI's taxonomy places the organism in Eukaryota, Viridiplantae, Streptophyta, Magnoliopsida, Cucurbitales, Cucurbitaceae.